Molecule: messenger RNA, 1440 nt
Organism: Ordospora colligata OC4
Lineage: Eukaryota; Fungi; Microsporidia; Ordosporidae
Exons: 1
Coding region: 1-1440 (479 amino acids)
Biological process (GO): cell division
Molecular function (GO): protein binding
Source: RefSeq, a predicted model, not a curated record
AUGGAAAACAAGUUGUACUCGCUUGUGAAUUCAUACCUUAAUGAAGAAAUGCACUGUUCAGCACUGGCAUUGUCUGAGUACAUAUAUACACGGGACAAGAGCGAUAUUGCGCUCAUUAUGUUGUUGAGAUCAUUGUAUGCAAUGUGCUGCUAUGAAAGAUGCAUGGAGAUAAUUGAGUUGAAUGAUUCAUUAAUGAAAUACAGUCAUGUUAAGAUAAUCUAUUACAAGUGUAAAUACUCAACUAAAAAGAAGAAUACAGAGUAUGGCCAAAUUGGAAAAGGAAUUGUAGAAAAUGAGAUUGAAGAUAAAAAAUGCAAUGAAAUGCAUGAGAGCUUAAAUAAUCCACUGGUGAAGUACAGUACGGAACACAUAUCAAAAACAAGUGUUUGUUUGCUCUUUGAGGGAUUAACUAAGGAUGAUGUUAGGCGCAAAGAAAUACUAUUGGAAGCAUAUAGAAACGAUAGUUACAAUAUAGAGGCACUUAUAAGAAUGAAGAACGAAGGGAUUAUUGAUAAAAAAGAACUGAAUUAUCUUGUUGAUCAGUGUAAUGAUUUGUUUAUACGUGAUGUGUAUAAAGCAAUAUUCUAUCCUUAUUUUGAACCUGACUUUUAUUCACUUGCUUUUUAUUCUCCAUGGUAUGGGCUAAAAGAAGCAAAGAGAUACUACAAGAGCGGAAAAGAAACAUUGUUAUUCAGUCUAGGUAUAUGCAUGGUGAAAAAGUAUCCAGGCUCAGAGUUUUCAUUCAUAUCUCUAGGACUCUUUUUUCUGAUGACACAGAACUACCAAGAAGCAAGAAGGUGUUUCUAUAAAGCAGUGCAAAUCAAUAGUGAGUAUGGAAGGGGGUGGAUGUACCUUGGUAUGGCAUAUUCAGGAAUGAAAGAAUGCGAGAGUAGUAUUUCUUGUUUGAAAAUUGCGCAUAAAAAGAUGAUAGGCUCUUAUAAGCCAUCGCUCUACCUUGCUGUUGAGUAUCACAGGAUGAAUAACUUUGAAAGAGCGUCUGUUUUCUACAAGCAAGCUUUGAAGAUAAAUCCCGUGAUACAGGUUCAAGAAAGAUACAUUGCGCUUCUGAUAUACUAUGAAUACUACGCAGAGGCUCUAGAACAUCUGCAUGCACAAAGCAAUAACGUCCUCGACUUGUUAAGAGUUUAUUGUAAUCUUUUUCUUGGAAAAGUCAAUGAAGCACAGAAGCAUCUACUUGCCUGUAAAACUGACUGGAAGUACUAUGCAACUGCAGGUUUCAUUGAUCAUUUAACAAACAAGCUGGAGUCUGCAGCAAGCAACUAUAAUAAGGCUCUUCUCAAAAAUCACAUAUCAUUGAUCGAGGAACUUCUUGGAUUGGCCGUCGAGAAUAUAGCGUGUAAACAAAACAAUAAUGUGUAUGACUAUGCCUCAGAUCUUUUUGAUUGCAUCACACCCAAGUGCUCAUUUGAGAUUGUUUAG